This is a messenger RNA of Acanthopagrus latus (yellowfin seabream), 4972 nucleotides long. It is a transcript of the gene grm2b, whose product is annotated as glutamate receptor, metabotropic 2b. The transcript has 6 exons. Bases 1236 to 3914 code for a protein of 892 amino acids. Lineage: Eukaryota; Metazoa; Chordata; Actinopteri; Spariformes; Sparidae. The record is from RefSeq and is a predicted model, not a curated record. Gene Ontology annotation, molecular function: group II metabotropic glutamate receptor activity. Gene Ontology annotation, cellular component: membrane. Gene Ontology annotation, biological process: G protein-coupled glutamate receptor signaling pathway; regulation of synaptic transmission, glutamatergic.
UCAUCUGGAGUGUGAUUCAGUUUUAAUGAGAUGGAGGUUGAAUGAGGAGCUGGCGAGCCUUCAUAGAGGGAAGGAGAAAAAAAAAAAGAAAAGUUGAUGCUCAUUGCUGUUUUUCUCAUCUUUCUAAAUUUAGCUGGAGAGCUGCAGCAGCACAUUGUAUAAAUUUAUUCGGAAAGAUUUUUCACUUUUUCUUUCUUUUUGGGUGGGGUGGGAGUUUAUCAUUAAAAGUUAGAUUGACGCGAUUCAGUUCCACGGGGAAUUCAAUGGAUGAGUCACUUCAACAACAUGGCUUUGGAUUUUGAUUAAUGCACUUUUUCCUUUGCUUUUCCUUUCUUUCUUUCUUUUUUUUUAUUAAAUUGAUACAUCCUGCAAACUAAAACAGCACAUAUGAGCAGAUAGAUGCCAUGGUUUGUAUUGACUCGCUGGCUCGGCGCUGUAACUCACUCGCAGAUGCGCGCGUUGUGGAGCGCAGGCAGGUCUGGUGAAAGGCGAGAGCGUCGGCUGGUUGCGCUCAUUGUGGCUGCGGAGCUGCGCGGAGAGGCUGCAUGUGCAUGUGUGUGUGUGCGUGUGUGUGUGUGUGAUCCGAGCGGGGCUGCAGCAGGAUUUCUCCACAGCUCUCUCUUGAAGUUGAUUCGAUGAACUUUCCAAAAAAGAGACGCGACUAUACACUGACCAUAGCAAUAAACGCGCAACCAGAAGUGCAAAUUUAGAACUGAGUUUUAGAUCGGGUUUGCGUUUUGUUUUUUUGUUGUUUUUUUUUUUUUUUUAUCACUCCAGCUUGGCAGCCACGCACCACGCAGGGAGAGUCCUCCGAGCAUCGUUACUGCCGACGCUGCUGGACGCACGAGUGCUACUGGGCGGUGAGGUCGGUGCGCACGGUUGGUGGCAGCCAGGCGCAAGUUGGAGGAGAAGAGGAGCAACCGAGAGGAGUUUUUUUUCUUUUUUUCUUUUUUCCCUUUUCGCCACACCGUGCCACAUGUGAGUUUCAGAACCAAGGACAGAUCCCGAAAACUGCUGGCUGGCAACCAUGCUCCGAGUGAACAACAUCUGGACUCUGCGCGUCUGUGUGUUGCCGUGAGACCUGAAGACACAUCCACCCAGAGCUUCACCCAGGCAAGAAAUAUCAAACAUGCUGCACCCACUGAGAGAAGACCUGAAAGUGAUCUGCCUCCAGACCCAGUGAACCUCUGCUCCUCUCAACUUCACCCAGCUGAACCCUGCAUCCUGAUCCUGCCAUGCUGAGAGUCGUGUUCUGCCCCAGGUCUUUGGCCAACUCUGCCCAUUAUUGGCCACUUCACAUGCUCCUGCUGGAGCUGCUGAUACUAGGAGUCCUGCCCAGCAUCUCCAGAUUACCACCCGCAGCCAAACGGGAGAUAAUUUUGGACGGGGACUUGGUGAUUGGAGGCCUGUUCCCGGUGCACCAAAAAGGCGAUGGGACGGAGGACUGCGGCAAGAUCAAUGAGGCGAGGGGGAUCCAGAGACUGGAGGCCAUGCUGUUGGCACUUGAUGAGAUUAACUCCAGCGAUCGCAUCCUUCCCGGGCUCCAGCUGGGAGCCCACAUCCUGGACACCUGCUCGAAGGACACAUACGCGCUGGAGCAGUCCCUUGAUUUCGUCAGAGCCUCCCUCACCAAGGUGCAAGAUCCGGGAUUCAUCUGCCCGGACGGCUCCAGGCCCAUCCAAAACGAGGUUCCACUCGCCAUCUCUGGAGUCAUUGGAGGAUCCUACAGUGAUGUUUCCAUUCAGGUGGCCAACCUCCUGCGAUUGUUCCAGAUCCCUCAGAUCAGCUACGCCUCCACCAGUUCAAAGCUCAGCGAUAAGAGCCGCUAUGACUACUUUGCCCGCACGGUGCCUCCUGACUUCUACCAGGCCAAGGCCAUGGCUGAGAUCCUGCGCUACUUCAACUGGACCUACGUGUCCACAGUGGCGUCAGAGGGCGACUACGGUGAGACUGGGAUCGAUGCCUUCCAGCAGGAGGCUCGCACUCGCCAAAUCUGCAUCGCCACUUCAGCCAAGGUGAGCCGCUCCAUGAACCGCCAGAGCUAUGACAAUGUGAUCCGCGCUCUGCAGCAGAAGUCCAACGCCAGGGUGGUCAUCUUGUUCACCCGCAGCGAAGACGCCCGCGAACUGCUGGUGGCCGCUGCUCGCAUGAAUGCCACCUUCACCUGGGUGGCGAGUGAUGGAUGGGGAGCUCAGGAGAGCGUGGUGAGGGGCAGCGAGACUGCAGCAGACAUGGCUUUCACUAUCGAGCUGGCCUCCUACCCAAUCAGAGAGUUUGAAGACUACUUCACCAAGCUGAACCCGUACACCAACACAAGGAACCCGUGGUUCAAGGAGUUCUGGGAGCACCGGUUUGGCUGCAGCCUCCAGGAAGCUGGCUGCAGUGAAAACAGCCUGCGAGAUGGCACUUUUGAGCAGGAGUCCAAGAUCAUGUUUGUGGUAAAUGCAGUCUAUGCCAUGGCUUAUGCUCUGCAUAACAUGAGGCAAGCUGUGUGCUCCAACACAUCCAAGGUGUGUGAGGCCAUGAAACCAGGUAACGGCAAAAGGUUCUACAAGGAGUUCAUCUUGAAGACCAAAUUUGAAGCUCCAUUCAGACCUACAGAAGCGGAAAGCAUGGUGCGCUUCGAUGCUUUCGGCGACAGCAUCAGCCGCUACAACAUCUUUCAUUACCACAAAGAAGACGGGAAGUUCAUCUACAAGAAGGUCGGCUACUGGGACCACAACUUGACCCUGAACAACAGCAUGGUGCACUGGCGUGGCCUGUCACCGCCCACCUCCCAGUGCAGCGACCCCUGCAGGAAGAACGAGGUGAAGAGUAUGCAGCCCGGAGAUGUGUGCUGCUGGAUCUGCAUCCCCUGCCAGCCCUACCAGUACCUGCAGGACGAGUUCACCUGUGCGGACUGCAGCUUCGGUCAGUGGCCGCUGGCUAACUUGACCGGCUGCUAUGAUCUGCCUGAAGAAUACAUCCGCUGGGAGGAUGCCUGGGCCAUCGGGCCUGUCACCAUCUCCUGCCUUGGUAUACUGUGCACUCUGUCAGUGGUGGGCCUGUUCUUCAAGCACAACGAGACGCCUGUGGUUAAAGCAAGUGGCCGUGAACUCUCUUACAUCCUCCUGUUGGGAGUGCUGAUGUGCUACCUCAUGACCUUCAUCUACAUCGCCAAACCUUCCACCGCUGUUUGCACCCUGCGCCGACUCGGCCUGGGCACCUCCUUCGCAGUAUGCUACUCAGCCCUCCUUACCAAGACCAACCGUAUUGCUCGCAUCUUCAGCGGCGUGAAAGACGGAGCCCAGCGGCCACGCUUCAUCAGCCCUGCCUCCCAGGUGGCGAUCUGCGGCGCUCUUAUCUCUUGCCAGCUGCUGGUGGCUCUUAUCUGGCUGUUGGUGGAGGUGCCAGGGGUUCGGAAGGAGGUGAGCCCGGAGAGGAGAGACGUGGUCACCCUCAAGUGCAACAGCAGGGACUCCAGCAUGCUCAUGUCGCUCACCUACAACUGCAUCCUCAUCAUCCUCUGCACUGUCUACGCCUUCAAGACGCGGAAGUGCCCCGAGAACUUCAACGAGGCCAAGUUCAUCGGAUUCACCAUGUACACCACCUGCAUCAUCUGGCUCGCCUUCCAGCCCAUUUUCUAUGUCACUGCCAGCGACUACAGGGUGCAGACCACCACCAUGUGCAUCUCCGUCAGUCUGAGCGGUUCGGUGGUGCUCGGCUGCCUCUUCGCCCCCAAGGUUCACAUCAUUCUGUUCCAGCCCCAGAAAAACGUGGCCUCACUCAGAGUCACAACCAACCGCUUCAGUGCCACGGUGUCUGCCUCUGCCUCCGCUCCCAGCUCCAGCUACUCUAAAGGAUCAGCCUCUAACUACGUGCCAGCAGUCUGUAACGGCCGCGAGGUGGUGGACUCUACAACCUCCUCUUUGUGAAAAAAGUUCCUCUCUAAGCACAAGAGACCAUCCCACCAUCAGUCAUCCCUCCAUUAAACAAGGCUGUGUAUGACGGAACUCCCCCUACGCCAUCCAACAUGCUGCAGAGAGAUAACUCUGUCUGGGUAGACGGACUGACUGACUGACUGUGGAAAGGGUAACUCUUAACUGUGAAAGCUAAACGACGUUCCUACAGCGAGCAGUAUGUAUCAAUUGUAAAGCCUUUUUGUAUAGAUUCAAUAUGCUGUGAUCUCCUCGGUUUACAGAUAGAUGUGAUUAAAUGCACCGUGCCUUGUCCUAAAGAGUCUUGUUGUCAAAAUGGGUGCUUGUGAAGCAGUAGUGUUAUUCAAAACAAAAGGCUGUUCUUAUCUCGUCCUUACAGUGCUGUGAAUAUAUCCAAAUGUUGUAGACAUUGACAAAAGAAAAAAAAAAAAUUAAUGCUAUGAAAUAAAUUUAGCCCUGCUGUUGAACAAAAUGUGUGACUAAUCAUAGUGAACGUGAUGAAAACGUAGGCGACUAGACCAUAUAAAGGACAUGUGUUAAUGUAGACUGGUAUAACAGUGUGUGCUUUCUUGUAAUUUAUGUAAAUAAAAUGUUUUUGUUUUUUUAAUAUAAAAAAAAUAAAACGCCGCUGUGUUUGGAUUCACACUUCACUUGACACAAACUAAAUGCAGCUAUUCAGAGACAAUAACAACCUUUUUUUUUGCACAAACGGCUCGAUUUUCUUCCUUUUUCAAGACCAAAUUAACUUUAAAAUGUCUGUAAGUACUUUAAGUUGAGAUAACUUAUUGGAUUGCUUCCUCUAGAUUUACCGUAAUUAAAAAAAAGGUAGAAGUCGCAGCAUGUUUUUUUAAUUCUAAUACCAACACUUGUACUUGGUGCUCAGUUCUCUGAGCUAUAACUAUUGCUGUAAGUACUAGUCCAGUAUGUGCAAUUAUACAUGUACAGUGCCUAUAAAUGUGUUCACCCGAGUCAGACUUUUUCAUCUUUUAUACUGAUUGGACUUUCCUGAUAUUAAAUUGGAAAAAAAACAAAAACAUAUAAAUCUAUAAACAACC